Molecule: messenger RNA, 1856 nt
Organism: Silurus meridionalis
Lineage: Eukaryota; Metazoa; Chordata; Actinopteri; Siluriformes; Siluridae
Gene: tcea1
Product: transcription elongation factor A (SII), 1
Exons: 10
Coding region: 295-1227 (310 amino acids)
Biological process (GO): transcription elongation by RNA polymerase II; positive regulation of transcription by RNA polymerase II; DNA-templated transcription
Cellular component (GO): nucleus
Molecular function (GO): zinc ion binding; nucleic acid binding
Source: RefSeq, a predicted model, not a curated record
AGUAACUAUGAUUUAUUAUAUAUGCACGUAUGUAUGCACGUGUCCUCCAUAAUAUCCACUAAACAGUAUUUCUACGGUUGAGUUGUUGUUGUUGUUGUUGUUGUCGUUUAAUCGAUUGCUUCUGUCUCCCCAAACCUGCUCUUGCAGCUCGAUUAGCUGUGCCUUCAAGAGACGUAAACACAUCUCCUUCCUGCCUGCGCUGCUCGGCGGGCCGCCGGUGGGCUCUGCGUUAGUCGCGAGAGAUUUGUCGGUUUUAAGGCGCUUCUGCUCCGCACGAGUGAGUUAGCCUUCACCAUGGGGAAGAAGGAAGAGGAUGAGGUCAUCAGGAUCGCGAAGAAGCUCGACAAACUGGCACAGAAGAAAAACGGGUCAGGGGCUUUGGAUCUUCUAAAGGAGCUGAAGAUUGUGCCCAUGACUUUGGAGUUGCUUCAGUCGACCAGGAUCGGGAUGUCCGUAAACGCCAUCCGGAAGCAAAGCACAGAUGACGAGGUGACAUCGCUGGCUAAAUCUUUAAUCAAGUCCUGGAAGAAGCUUUUGGAUGAACCUGCUGGUGGAGAUAAAACCUCUGAGGAUAAAAAGAAGGAGCCUGCAGCAUCGGCCAUGUCCCAAUCGCAGGGUAGCCCUGAGCCCAGAGAGGAAAGCUCCAGCAGUAAUUCAAGCAGUAAAAGCGAGACUGUUGAUAUGAUGCCCACCACCCACAUGUCUGCGUUCCCUCGAGCACCAGGAACGUCCGACUCGGUGCGCCUUAAGUGCAGGGAAAUGCUGUCCAACGCUCUGCAGACUGGAGACGACCACAUCACCAUCGGGGCGGACUGCGACGAACUCGGAGCACAGAUCGAGGAAUGCGUCUUCAUGGAGUUUAAGAACACGGACAUAAAGUACAAGAACCGCGUCCGAAGCCGAAUCUCGAACCUCAAGGAUAUGAAGAACCCCAACUUGAGGAGGAACGUUCUUUGCGGCAACGUGGGUCCAGAUCGCAUCGCCAAAAUGACCGCAGAGGAAAUGGCCAGUGAUGAACUGAAGGAGAUGCGCAAGAAUAUGACCAAAGAAGCUAUCAGGGACCAUCAGAUGGCCAAGACUGGAGGCACCCAGACUGACCUGUUCACUUGCGGGAGAUGCAAAAAGAAUAGAUGCACCUACACGCAGGUUCAGACUAGAAGUGCGGACGAGCCCAUGACCACGUUUGUCUUCUGCAACGAAUGCGGAAAUAGAUGGAAGUUCUGCUGAAGAUGAAGCGGGCGUCAUCAGUGCAGAGAAAUGGCAAAAUUCCUGGACCAUGACUUUGUACCAUCAGCUGAUAGGAACUUUUAGUUUUUUUUUUUUCUUUUCUUCUUCUUAAUUUUUUUGUUUGUUUGUUUUUUUUUUUUUUAAAGGUGGGGGGCCUCCAUCAUAACCACGGCGGCUAUGGACACCAUCAAUGUUUUUAUCAUUGUUUUGAUCCACACCAAAACAAUGUCCUGUUUUAACUUUCUGUAUAGCUAGAUUCAGCCUUUGUACUAUGAUCAUUGUUUUUUUUCUUUUUUUUUUUUUCCCUUUAACAUAAGUUUUUUUUUUAUAUGUGGUCUACUGGAGGUAUUUUGGACUACAUUCACAUGUAGAAUGUUUAACCUUGCCCUGAUGGAAAUUCCCAGUAGUUAGACCAUUUAUUUUUUUUAGACUGUUUAACCCAAUAAAUUGAAAACCGUUGAGGCUUUUACAUUUUAAAUUCUGGUUUCCUGUUCGCCUGACAUCUUUUGAAAAUAAGCUAGACAUAAGACGACCCUUUCUACUUUUAUUCAUAUUUAUAUGCAUGAUUGGCAAAUUUCUACUGUUUACAUUUUUGUUUUCCAUUUCAGGAGUAAAACAAUUUUCCAAGA